Messenger RNA from Hansenula ciferrii, 1170 nucleotides. RefSeq names its product cyclin family protein. The record is from RefSeq and is a predicted model, not a curated record. Gene Ontology annotation, biological process: G2/M transition of mitotic cell cycle; regulation of cyclin-dependent protein serine/threonine kinase activity. Gene Ontology annotation, cellular component: centrosome; cytoplasm; cyclin-dependent protein kinase holoenzyme complex. NCBI's taxonomy places the organism in Eukaryota, Fungi, Ascomycota, Saccharomycetes, Phaffomycetales, Wickerhamomycetaceae. The coding region runs from base 1 to 1170 and encodes 389 amino acids. Gene Ontology annotation, molecular function: cyclin-dependent protein serine/threonine kinase regulator activity. The transcript has a single exon.
AUGGAACAUUUCACAAAUCAAAUACAGAUUCAUGAUGAAAACAAAAUAGAAUCUCAUGCUAGAGUCCAAAAAUCAAAAAUUAAUUCAAAUGUUCAAACUAAAUCAAAUAUACCCGUUAGAAGAAAUGCACUUUCAAAUGUUACAAAUACAAAACUUGGUGGUGGUAAACAACAACAACAUAUUAAGCAAACACAACAAGCUCCAAUUCAAUCAAUAAUAACAAAAGAAAAUGUCAUUGAAGAACAAGGAACUACAAGAUCUGCUAUUAAAAGACAAGCUAGUUCAAAUAGUAUACAUAAUAAUUCAAGUGUUUUGAAAAAAUCUAAAAAAUUAGAAUAUCAAUGGGAAGAUCUUGAUGAAGAAGAUUUUGAUGAUCCACUAAUGGUUAGUGAAUAUGUUGUGGAAAUUUUUGAAUAUUUAUAUCAAUUAGAAGAGAAAACAUUACCAUUGAGUGAUUAUUUAUCAAAACAAACUUUUAUUAAUGGUAAUAUGAGAGAUCAAUUAGUUGAUUGGAUGAAUGAAGUUCAUUUAAAAUUUAGAUUAUUACCUGAAACAUUAUUUGUUUCAACAAAUUUAAUGGAUAGAUUUUUAUCAAAAGAAAUUGUUCAAGUUAAUAGAUUACAAUUAUUAGGUACAGCAUGUAUGUUUAUUGCAUCUAAAUAUGAAGAAAUUUAUUCACCAAGUGUUUCAAAUUUUGCAAAUGAAAGUGGUUCCACAGUGGAAGAAAUUUUAGCUGCAGAAAAAUUUGUUUUAGAAAUUUUAAGUUUUGAUGUUAGUUAUCCAAAUCCAAUGAAUUUCUUAAGAAGAAUCUCCAAGGCUGAUGAUUAUGAUAUCCAUUCAAGAACUAUAGGGAAAUAUUUUAUGGAAAUUUCCAUUAUGGAUUAUCAUUUCAUUGGUAUAAAACCUUCAUUAUGUGCAGCAGCAUCAAUUUUCCUUGCAAGAAAAUUAUUAGGUAAAGAUGAUUGGAAUGGGAAUUUAAUACAUUAUUCAGGUGAAGUUUUCGAAAAAGAUCUUGAACCAAUUGUUAAAUUAUAUAUUCAAUAUUUAAUUGGUCCUGUUGUUCAUGAAGAAUUUUUUAAAAAAUAUGCUUCAAGAAGAUUUAUGAAAGCUUCAAUUAUUUCAAGACAAUGGGCUAAAGAUCUUGUCAAGACAGGUGCUAUAACAAUAUAA